CAGUGAUCAGUGCAGGCUGAUGCCCGGAGCUGUGUGCGGCUGUCAGAGAGAAGAUGCGUCUGUCUCAGGCAGGGGGUGUUGGGCAGAGGGAGAGGAGAGCCCCCGGUCUCCUUUGUGCAUACGGAGUAAUAGAGCUUUCUGCGUCUGAGGAGGGGCUUAUCCUGGCGGGGUAACAGGGCCAGACACAGGGGAAUGCCCCAAUGCUGGCGCAGGCUGCACUGUCUCCUGAUUCCUGAGCGCACACCUGCACUGGGGACACACCUGUCCGGGCUCCGGGCGCACACCUGCACUGGGGACACACCUGUCCGGGCUCCGGGUGGGCAGCAUGAUGCAGAGGAGGCGGCGUGUGGGCGCAGCUGGCAGGGGCGGCGGGUGUGCGGGCUGGGGGCCCUGCUGCUGCUGCCAUUGUGCACAUGAAUAUGUAUGCAGGGGGAGAGAGGCUGCAGCAGGGACUUCCCAUGUUCCUGCCAUGUGCUGAGAGCCACCCGAGCGCAUCAUCCUCGCCAGGAGCAGCAGCCAGGAGCCAGCCAUGGCAGUGCCCUCAACGGUACCAACACCAGCCUCCCUGCCCGUGCCCCCGCCUGAUCCAAAGCCGAAUGGGCACCACCCCCACCCCACACCCACCUCCACCCCUAGGAUGUCUGUAUGUUCCCGGACUACUGUGGUCUCCACCAUGGACAAUACUUCCCGAGGCCUGCAUUCUGUGAUGAAGUGGAAGACUGUUCUGGCGAUCUUCGUAGUGGUGGUGGUUUAUCUGGUCAGCGGUGGACUCGUCUUCCGAGCACUUGAGCAGCCAUUUGAGAGCAGCCAGAAAAGCACGAUAGCCCAGGAGAAGGCGGAUUUUCUGCAGAUACAUUCCUGUGUCACUCAGCAGGAGCUGGAUGCUCUGAUUAAGAAAGCCAUCGAUGCUGACAACGCGGGUGUAAACCCCAUCGGGAACUAUUCCAACAACAACAGCAGCCACUGGGACCUAGGCAGCGCCUUCUUCUUUGCUGGGACGGUGAUCACCACAAUAGGUUACGGUAACAUUGCACCGAGCACGGAAGGGGGGAAGAUAUUCUGCAUCCUGUACGCUAUAUUCGGCAUCCCUCUGUUUGGCUUCCUAUUGGCUGGAAUCGGAGACCAACUCGGCACAAUCUUUGGGAAAAGCAUCGCAAGGGUGGAGAAAGUCUUCAGGAAGAAGCAGGUGAGCCAGACCAAGAUCCGAGUAAUUUCCACCAUCCUCUUCAUCGUGGCCGGUUGCCUGGUGUUUGUGACCAUCCCAGCGGUCAUCUUCAAACAGAUCGAAGGAUGGUCGGAGCUGGAAUCCAUCUACUUUGUGGUGGUCACGCUCACUACUGUCGGCUUCGGGGACUACGUAGCAGGGGGCAAUACCAAAAUCAUGUACCGGGAGUGGUACAAGCCGCUUGUGUGGUUCUGGAUUCUGGUUGGCCUAGCGUACUUCGCUGCUGUGCUGAGUAUGAUUGGAGACUGGCUCCGGGUUAUAUCAAAGAGAACAAAAGAAGAGGUGGGAGAAAUCAAGGCUCACGCUGCAGAGUGGAAAGCGAAUGUGACCGCCGAAUUUAGGGAGACGCGUAGGAGACUGAGCGUAGAGAUCCACGACAAACUCCAACGAGCAGCCACGAUUAGGAGCAUGGAGCGGAGGAGACUUGGGCUUGACCAGAGAGCUCACUCUCUUGAUGUGCUCUCCCCGGAGAAGCGCUCAGUCUUCUCGGAGCUGGAGAACGGGCGAUUUAAGGCUUCAUCCCAGGAGAGCAUAAACAACAAGCCCAACAAUCUAAGACUGAAGGGGGCAGAACAGUUCAACGGUUUGCACGCACAAGGCCUCUCAGAAGACAACAUCAUCAACAAGCUUGGCUCCAACUCCUUGAGGCUAACCAAGAGGAAAAACAAGGACUUGAAAAAGAACCUUCCGGAGGACGUACGGAAAAUCUAUGAGAACUUUAGAAAAUACUCAGUGGACGAAGAAAAGAAGGAGGACGGGGCUGAGAGGCUGUCCACCUCCGAUACGGCGACACUAUCCGACUUUAUCCAGCACUCAAUCUUAGAGAAUGGCUCAUUGCCCUGUGAAACCAAAGAUGAGGAGCAUGAAAACAAAGUGUUACUUGAAGAGCAAAAAUAACAGGGCAAAGUUGAGGAUGAUUGCGCCGUCAUGGCACAUCAACUCUGCGGGCCGUAACGCGGGACGGAGCAAAGACAUUUCUUUUCCAUUCUGGAGCCCAAAGUUGGUCUGUACUUUUGACUCCGCAGUAACCCUUGACCCCUUCUGUGUUGGAGGAGGACGAGGAUGCAGCGUGUGUUGGCCUGCCACCCUCCGGCAUGGAAGGGGUUAAAUCCUUGUCCAGUGUGAAACCGGAAAAAACAACAACCGCUGUUGUUGCUCGGUUACUUGCAAGGAGUUCUUGAGACAUGUGCCUUAUGCAGACUUUUUCAACGAAGUGGAGCUCUGUAAUCUGCAUUGGUGGAAACUUUUACUGUGCCAUAAAUGACUGCCAAAAAACAAACCAACCCCCACAAGCAACUCCGACAAAAAGAUGGCCGCAGCUGUACUGACCACAAACUCAAAACCACCUUUAGCCGAAGAAGAUAACCGUGGCCGAUAGUAUAAUCAUGGAAAUACUCAAACGGCAACGCGUUUUGCUCCGUGAUUCCGUCACGAAUUGAAAAAUUGACCUGCAUAUGCAUUUUGCUGCACAUCGGUAGAAUAAGGAUACAUACAUGAUAUUUUUCAUCUGUCCAACCUCCAUAUUGUGCCGGAGCUCCCCGGACCGGCACUACAUCAGCACACUCUACAACAGCCGCACAAUCAGCCUGUGGCAGUAACCAUUGCCGGUGGGCGCUCCACAGACUCUGACGGUGCACUCCACGCCCCCAGCGGUGUGGAAAGAUGUCAGUUUUAAAAUCUAAUUGAAAAGUUAACGACGUGCGUUUGUUUUUUGUUUUUUUUUUGUUUUUGUUUUUUUUGUAUACAUCUUGCAGACACUUUAUACUUGCUGAAGAAAUUUCAGCUCUCAAUGCUGUACAACAGGAAAUCAGCCGGGCGUCUUGCAUGUCGUCUGAAGUCGCCCCGUGCUAUAAGACUGGAAUAGACCCAAAACAUAGGGAUGAUGGGGAUUUUCAUGUACAACUCUCAGGGCUUUGUGUCCCUUCUUUAAAGCUAAGGAUUUGAUGGGCACUGUGUUUAAUCACCCCAAAAACAACACUAUCCAGUUGAAAAUAAAUGUCAAGUUUAGAGGUGGUAUGGUUUGCCGGGAAUGAGAGCUCACCGCUUUUGUGCCAUUUUGUUUUUGUAACUUUUUUUAAAAGUAUUUUAAAAUGUUUCAUUUUGUUUGUUUUUUUUGUUUUUUUUCUGCAUUGUCCGCAAUUUUUUUUUCUUUCUUUUAAAUCAGCGUUUCUCAACAAUUUUUCUAUUACAUACCUCCCACCCUACCAAAAAAAGUUUCAAUUCUGCAUAUCCAGAGGAAUUUUUAUAUUUACACAUUUCUGUACUAUACAUGUUGUUUUUUUGUAUUUAUAAUAAAUAGGGAUUAAAGUUUUUUCAUUGCUUCUUUCAGAUACGUACUGGGGAUAUGUACACCCCAGGUUGAGAAACUCUGCUUUAAAUCACCUCAUAGACCCAGCGGUGGCUGUGAUAUACUGAUAAAUCAUUGAAUCAGUGGCGUUCAGGCUGCGUCCUACUGUGUUCUCCGCAUCUGCUGUCCAAUGGGAAAGUGAUUCGUAUAUAACGGUUUAUGUAACUGUAAAAGUUGUCAAUGAAGUUUCAUAUGUUUGAAAUGUAUGGUAUAAUGGUAUAUCAUAUCUGCUCAUGACCUGCAGGGGGUGCUGUGUCCUUUGAUUUAUUUUAAGGGCUUGUCUAUUGCCUGUAUGUCUCCAGUGCACACAGCGCCACCUGCAGUUGUAAACAUGCAGCGCACCAUAUCAGCCUUAGCAAAAUGUUUUCAAUGUCACCAAUAACUUUUUACAUGCUGUUUCUCCCAGCACAAUACCUACAUGCUAGAUGUAAAUAUGCAUUUAAGGCUUUUGCGAACCAUUCCGGUUAUUGUUAAGGAAUGGUGUUUCUUGGGUUCUACUGGACUUGUAGAACAGCAAUAUUAAUCAGAGCUCUAAUGCUGUACAGAAGAGAACUCUGUUUAGAAAGAGAUCUCAGUUUAGGGGGGAUCCUUGAACGGUGCGCCCGAUUUAGGAAAUGCAAAAUGGUCAGGGUGGAGGGCACAAUUCCACUGUGUGGCACUGUUUGCCUUAAUUUGCACAAGGGCACUUAGAUUUCCGUCAGUGCAUGGGUGGGUGGCGCAGUAGAGCAGCAGUUUUAUUGGCCAGUGGGAGGAGUUUGGUUUCCUUGCAAACUCUGGAGUAACCUGGUUCAGUGAAGCCGGGCAAAAUGACAUUAUUAGGGAGAAGCUGUACUGCGCUUUGCCCUUUGAGUGCACAAAUUAAGACCACCCCAAACUUUCAUGAUUCAUUUAAGAUAAGGCUAAACUUAGCCGUAUUCUAUCACAACAACGAGGAAGUUUAAUUUACUGAAAUGGGUGGGGUUUUUUUUGCUGUCGGAGGGUCGUGUCUAAUGUGCUCUUGCAGAUUUUACCACCUCCUUGCACACCUACCAUAGGUGCCCCUCUAGUCUGUCUGAGCGUUCCCGAGAGCGGGAUGUGCAUGCGCACCUUCCUGUGUACUGGGCGGGCCAUCUAAGCCCACCAGUGGAAAACCAGGGUGCAUCUACUUCUUCCAUAACCUUCAUUGUAUCAAUAAGUAACGCUGAAAUAUAUCCUUUGGAAAUGGUGCAUUUUGCAGGAUAAUCAGCAGUGCAGUCAGGUCCCUCCCUCCAAACCGUCCCAAGGGCGAGAAUUGUGUCCAAUUAUCUUUCAUGCAAAUUGUAUAACGCUCAUUGCAGCAGCCUCCUACCCUCUAGAGAAGAGGUUGCGCUCAGCCACACUUUGCUGUGCAGGAGUUAGUGUCUGUAAGUGGAGAGUCCAUCUCUGCAUUAAAUGAAUCAUCUCAUCAUAUAGUCUGACUCAGUGGCGUAUAAACGCAUUACUCACCAUUAGGAAUGCCGUCCACGUCCGUGGAUGUCAUCUUAUACAUUAUUAAGCUUCCAUUUCACUCUGAAAUUAAUUAUAUCCACAAGUGCUUCUUUAUGUGGUUCUGCUGAAUCGGAAAGAAACCAAAACCAAACAGUCAUGCAUUCAUAUAUACAUGUAUGACAGGACCCCGUAUCCUCAGCUGCCGUGUGUCUAUGCAUACAGGAAUUCUAGGUGCGUGUGCGACACCUAUGUAACCUGCACUGUGGCCGAGACAUGGGAGAUAAAUGUGAGUUACCAGAAGAGCAGCUUGGUUCCGCACAAGACCAAUAUUGGUUAAACCAGAGGUUCCCAAACGUGUUCCUCAAGGCACCCCAACGGUCCAGGUUUUAAAUGUAUCCAUGCUUGGCCACAGGUGACUUAAUUAGCACCUAAGUCAAUUUGAUUUAACCAUCUGUGCUGAGUCAUGGCUAUACCUGAAUCCUGGACUGUUAGGGUGCCUUGAGGACCGCGUUUGGGGAACCUCUGAAUUAAACUAUAUUCAGUUUGAGCCAAGAAUGUAUGAACAGUUAUUCCCGGGGGGACUGAUAAUAUCUUGUGUUGGUGGUGCGCCUGGCGUAGAAUACAGAUGUACACGUAUGGGGUGUGGUCUCAAGAGAAAAACCCGACUGUACACCUUUUUGGCGAAUAAAUGUUUAGUAAAUACAUACCUUUUAUUAUAUCAUAUUUCAAAAUAUAAUUGGUUGGAAAGUAUUCAGAGAAACGUGUUUUAAAUCCAAUACAGUUAUUAAAUCCAAUAGAAUUGGAUUUAAUCAUUGUUUAAAAAUGAACAUACACAUUUGUCUGUAAACUUUUCAACCGUGCAAUUAUAUUUUGAACUAUGAUAUAUUAAAGCUUAUGUAUUUAAUAAACAACAUUUACAAAGAGUGCGCCAAAGUACAGCGUCCGGUCUUUCCUCCUGAGACCGCAACCCCUACAGACAGAUGCAUCUGAGUAUCAGUCACCGUUCAGUCAGUCCUUCAGUGUGUGUCAUUUACAAUGUGGGUAAUCGUUGACGCCAAGGCCACUUAAUUAGUGAGGUAUAAUGAAAGUCGUGGCUCGGUGACCUCUGUGACAAGAUGAGGUUUAUGGGAACCCUAGUUCUGGGAAAUACUCUCAGAUAGUCCCAUGCACUGAAGCUGCUGUGCUGGGUAUUUGCUAGAGCAGUGGGCCUAAUUCAGACCUGAUUGCAGCAGCAAAUGUGUUACUUAAUGGGCAAAACCAUGUGCACUGCUGGUGGGGCAGAUGUAACAUGUGCAGAGAGAGUUAGAUUUGGGCGGGAUGUGUUCAAACUGAAAUAUAAAUUGCAGUGUAAAAAUAAAGCAGCCAGUAUUUACCCUGCAUAGAAGCAAUAUAACCACCCAAAUCUAACGCUCUCUGCACAUGUUACAUUAUACUUGUGGAUUGGAGCGCGCUUAAAGGCGCACUAGUUGUAUAUGUGGCUAGGCACUUUAUAGUUCUGUGGUAACUGAAGGCAUGUACGUUCUUUAGGCAGACACAGCUUGUUAUUACCCAGGGAGCUGAUACAUAAGUCCAGACUCUGGGGCAGAUGUAUUAAGCCUGGAGAAGUGAUAAAGCAGUGAUAAGUGCAAAGUGAUAACGCACCAGCCAAUCCGCUCUAAUAUGUAAAUUGACAGGAGCUGAUUGUUUGGUGAGUUAUCACUUUCCCAGGCUUAAUAGUACAGAGUAAUUGCAGUGAAUGGAAUUAUAUAUAUAUAUUAUACAUGACUGAACCUGCCAUUUAUCUUUUGCCUGCACAUCUAUCACUCAUCGCGGCCACAAUUACACCCUGUACGAGCCACCAACAGUCUAGUGGGAUGGGGAAAUGGCGCACUGUAUCACCCCUGGCUCAGUAUGCAAGAGCACCUUAGCUGAAGAAUUAUAUACACUAAUCAGGCUACAGAUUUGGCAACAAAUAGCAAAUUCCAGAUCUUUGUAAUUAGAGAUGUGUGGGGGUCUUGUCAUGGAAAUACAGCUUUUCUCAAUGUAGUGGGAUGGCAGAAUGGACAUUGAAAACCUACUAUGCAAAGCUUGCUUGUACUUCACGUCUACCUGUGUCUGGUGUGUAUCUCAGUCUGCGGCGACGCUGACAGCCCCUCUGCAGACCAUCUCUGUUUUCUGAGGUCUCUGGGGCACUAAGAACUGUCUGGACUGUCGCACUAACCCCACUGGAGCAGCGAGAAACGCGUUCCUUCCUCUCUACAUAAAGUCGCAGUUUUGUUUUUUAAAACGGAUCUCACCACAAGUCAGCGGCGACUGGUCUUCUACGGGAAACACCAAAUCCAGCUGCAAUUAUUUUUUUAUAGCAUUUCAUAAGAGACCUUGAAGUAAGUGUGACUUGUACCUACCGGUGCGUUUUACCCCCUUGCGGUGGGGUGCAGUUAAGGAAGACCCCUACCCGUCUAUGUGGAUGAGGCCACCGUUUUAACGAGAGACCUAAUGUCUCCUUCUGUCAGUGACUUGAUAACUUGUCUGUUGAUAUGUUUCCAGAUUCACGUGUAAAACAGGACGCAUUGUACGUUCCAGGACGCGGACACUAUAUGGGAGCGUUCUAUGGCUCGCUGUGUUGCACUAACUUGCUCUGUCUACAGCUAUGUAAAUGGACGCACCUUUUGCGGUGUGUUGUGGUGAAUGGUGUAUCAGAUGAUGAGUGGCGGAAUACAAUACAGUACAAUGUAACCAAA
Molecule: messenger RNA, 7738 nt
Organism: Pseudophryne corroboree (corroboree frog)
Lineage: Eukaryota; Metazoa; Chordata; Amphibia; Anura; Myobatrachidae
Gene: KCNK10
Product: potassium two pore domain channel subfamily K member 10
Exons: 7
Coding region: 530-2122 (530 amino acids)
Biological process (GO): potassium ion transmembrane transport; stabilization of membrane potential
Cellular component (GO): plasma membrane
Molecular function (GO): outward rectifier potassium channel activity; potassium ion leak channel activity
Source: RefSeq, a predicted model, not a curated record